AUGGAUGAUGAUAUAUGUGGAAACUUUGUUGUUUUGAGGACGUAUUUACCCGAUGAAUUAGGCGAAAGCGCAAAAAUUGAUUUUAAAAGUAGUAGUAGUCUCAAAAAAUACUGCCCUAAUGGAAACUGCAAUACUAAUCUCGAUAAAAUUAUGGCUGGAUUUUUAUGGUUAUUUGAGGAAAAUUGUUCUAAAUUCCAAAAGACACCUUCUGAUGAAAAUAAGAUGAUUACAAUUUUUCUAUAUAUUAUUUCAUGGUUAUCUUAUAAAUUAAAUCAAAACUCAGAGUACAAUUUCACCACAAUAAACGAUUUUUAUACUAAACAUGUAAAUGAUAAUCAACAGUAUACUAGUAUUAUAAAUGAUGUCAGUAAAUGUACAAAUUUUAAGAAAAUCAUAGAUAAACAAAAGGAUUUUUUGAAUAUUAAUAUUGAAGAUAUGUCUAAUUUUUAUGAUGCAUUCAAAUUAUUAUGUAAUAUACAUGAUAAUGUUACAAGGAAUGUAUAUGACAACACACUAUCAGGCAAUGCUAUUCAUUUUUUCAAUAAAUAUUCAGAGAUUAACGAUUAUUAUAACAUUGAAAAUACCCUAUAUAGUAAAAUAUUGUCUUUUUUAUCAACUGAUUAUAAUAAUUUAAAAACUAAGUGUGAUAAAAAUUUGGAUCAAUCUAAAAAAUUUCCAAUUCUUCCAACAGAAAGAGCAACAAAAACAUUUUUACGACAGUCAUCUAUACAAAUUUCAGUAGUCCCAAUGACAUUUAUUUUUUGUGCAUUACUUAUAUAUUUAGGAAUUGUGUAUAAGCGUUCAUCAUUUGACUUUCGGAAAAGGAUUCAAAAACUCAAUUUAAGAAUCAAAAAAAUAACGAAGAAAAUAAAUCAUUAA
This is a messenger RNA of Plasmodium yoelii, 879 nucleotides long. RefSeq names its product PIR protein. The transcript is spliced from 3 exons. Bases 1 to 879 code for a protein of 292 amino acids. NCBI's taxonomy places the organism in Eukaryota, Apicomplexa, Aconoidasida, Haemosporida, Plasmodiidae. The record is from RefSeq and is a predicted model, not a curated record.